AUGUCAUCAUCACACAAGAGAGAAGCUCAUGGAAAGGGCUUUUCAAAAUCUGCCAUCAACCAACGCAAAAGUCGAAACAGAGUCGACUCCUUAUCAGAUAAUAGUUUUGACCCUGUAGCCUCUCGCACUCAAUCUCAUGCAUAUCUUACCAGUUUAUCCUUACCACCAUUUAGGCAAUCGUUACCCUUUCACACCAACAGGACCCUGUCUCCACUUGAGAAUGAUCUGUCUGUUGUUAAACUGCCUCAGUUAGUAUCAAAAGUGGGCAUUGAACUGGCGCUCAGAGAGUCGCCGUGGAAUGAUGGACCCCGUUUUGUGUCAUCAGCUCUUAGUGCCGACUUACCCAUCAAAAUACUUAAGCCCUCAGGUGUAACAUUCAAUGUAGAGCAUGAGAAGCCUGCAGUGCCAGAUGAUAAGACUACAACCAGGAAAAAACGCAAUAUCAAACACAAACCGUUCACUGGAACUGAGGUGUUUGAUAUACUAACAAAGAAAAAACAUCUGGGGGUACAUGAGUUUUUCUACCUGAAGGCUACUGAAGAUGGUCCUUACAGACCAUAUGACUUGCACGUGAUCCCUCACAGUGCAUUGGGCACAGAUUACUACACCUUUUCUCCCACAACUGUAAUACAUGUGCAAGAUGGCUGCAGCAUUGAGUUGUGGACCCUGGCUGAUUGGUAUCGGGAAUCUCUAUUGUGGGGAGCUGUGAAAGACAUCCCGUUUUUCAGAGAUUAUUUACUGCGUAAGACAUUCAAAAGGUGGCAUAGGAAUGUGCAUAUAGCUACUGUCAAACACAGAACUGACUCCCUACCUUUUCAACUGCUGAUGGCUGUACCCCAGUUCAGAGACGCCUUGCAACUACUGUCCAGGUCAAUUGAGGAGAUAAAACAGGUCAGGUGGCUGCCACAGGAUGAUUGCAGGACUUACACUCUCAUUGAUUUCCAAACUGCACUGCUGGAAAGAAAGCAGGCAGCUCAAGAUUCUUUGGAUAGUUUCUUGCAUUGCCAUGCUGAAAUACUGAAUGUGGCGAAAAUGAAAAGUUACAAAGUACACCAAGAACUCCAAAUGGAAGUGGAGCACUCAAAGCUUUACCAAAGUGGUCAAUCUCUAAACCUUCAUCAUACCAACCUCAGAAACCUGCAGAAAGAGCUCAGCCGAGCAGAGCAAGCCCUUCAGCGCCUGGGAAACUUAUCUGCUCUAGCUAACUGCAUGAUUGUUCAAAACCUUAUCACCAUAUUAAGAGAAGAGAGAGAAAAGGAACAACAGGGUGCUCUCUUCCAAGCAGAUAUUGUAUUCGGAGCAGAUGGUCAGCUUACUGUUUUUCCUCCAUUACACUUGUUCCAGGAGGUUUUGAUGGGAGCAUUGCUAUCACUGCCUGAUACUGUCCUGCAGGUGUUUGACUCCUACAGUUUGUCAUGUGACUCUAAAGUCGGACUACCCAGUGGUUCUGUGCUCAUCAGUGAUGCUGAAGACUUCACUGCAGACAAAGGUGCUGGCAGUGUUUUCUCCCAAAAGGAGAGUAAAAUGUCACACCAAACCAUUGUGCCAGCCAAAAUGAAGUCCCUCAGAGUUCUGGCACAAAGAGUGCGAGGCCAUUUUCAACCUCUACCCCGGAGACAGCUAGAAUGGCACUUGAAAACCCAUGCUGAAACACAAGAGAUCCAGAAUGAACAGACCAAAAUUACACAGGCUAUUGCAGAGGUGUACCACCUGUGUGAGGGCCAUUCUUGGUUGACAAAUGUACAUUUGUUCACCAGCCAGUGGGGUUCAGCCUGUCUGGAGGCAUUGCGAGGAUGUUCCUCAGUGAAAUAUGAGGAGCUCAUUAAGAAUCUUCAUGUUUGGAUGGAUAAAGUUCACAGCAUGCCUCCAUUCUUUACUACAUCAAAUAAGUUAUUCACUGUUAAGAUUGACAACAUCAAGGAGGACAUUGGUACCCUGUUGGGCACCAUUAAUGAGGAUGUGCAAAAGCUACUGUGUGAAGAAUUUCAUUCUCGCUCUGAGAACUUGGCUUCCGAGCUGAGAAGAGCUGUGGAAAUCAUGAAGUCUAAGACGAAUACCUUUGAGAGUUUCACAGUUUUUUCAAACAUGGUAAAGCACAGUAUAAAGAUGUCAGAUGAUUUUAAGCAGAGGCUGGAAGACCUCCACUCUCUUCAGGAGACUGUGCAAAGGAAUUAUACAGACAUGACUCCAGAUGGGCUUUUCUUAAUGAAACAGAUUACUGACUUGUUGGAUCAGUUUGGUUUGCUUCUGAAACCAGCUGCAGACAUUGUUUCUCAGGAGCUUCCUUGUAUGGUUAAUACAUUGGACAGCACUUUUUCAUCAUUAGUGAACAAAUUAGAAAACCUGUUUCGGAGAGCCUCAUCUGAACCUUAUCUUGACCCCGACCAAAAUGCCAAGGAAAUGCUUAUCCAGCUCAAUGCCUUGUGCAGCCAAUUCCAUGUGAUUGCUGAACAGCUGAAUAAUCUGAGCAGAGCCAGUGAAAGCCUUAGAGGACACCUGCUGGAUCUUACUUUUGUGACUGUAGCCCAGCAGAAAAUUGAAGCAAGAAAAGGACUCUGGGAGCUGAUGAGUGUUUCCUCCACACAAAUCCAUGAGUGGAAGUGUCUGAAGUUCAGCAAGUUUGUGGUGGCUAAAGCUCAAGACAAGAUUAAUGAAUGGCUACAACAGGCAGACAUAUUUGCAAGAGAUAUUUGCUCUCAUGAUGCUGUGCUACAGAAAACCCUACAGAUCUUGCAGGGGUUUAACCAACUGAUUCCUAUACUGAGUAAACUAAGCAGUUCCACACUGAAUAACAAGCACUGGAAAAGCCUCUCAAAGGAAAUCGGUCUUCUGCAUGAUCCAGAAGGGAAAUUAACACUUGCAGAUCUCAUGUCCAAAGAGCUACUGCAAAAGCAAAACAGAAUAAACAAGCUGGAAGAUGCAAAGGAGAAAAGUACUUCCUAUUCAUCUGCAUCACCUCUCAGAGCAUCAAAGCAUCAUGUUAGAGAUGGCGGAACCUUCACUAUUGUUGGUUUAGAGACUCUAUUGGGUCAGACUAACGAAAGUGUUCUGAGCCUUUCUGACAUACUGCAAACUCUACAUAUUACUGACUUUAAGCAAGAGGUUGAACACUGGCUGCAGCUUUUACAGAGGCUGGAGAAAUUGUUGGAUCUUUUUGAGAGAUAUCAGAACAAAUGGACCUUUUUAAGCAAAACAUUUAAUGAAACAUCUGCAAGAAAUGAACAAAAUGAGCUGAUCGAGAUGUUUCACCCACUGGAUGAGAUGUUUCGGGAAAUCAUCAGGAUCACUGUUAAUGACCCUCAUGUGUUAAGCUUUGUUCAUCUGAAGUUGAUGACAGAGGCCAGUCUAGGUCUUCAAGAGCAAAGUCUAUAUACUGUCUUAAUGAAUGGCCUCAGAGCAAUGGAGGAGAUUUCCAGUCAGUUAUUUUUUGUUUUAGAAUCAGCACGAAUCCAGUUCCCCAGACUUUACUUUCUUAGUGAUAAAGAGGUGAUGAAACUUCUCUCCUUGCCGCUCCCAACACCUUCUUCCCUUUUACCGCUGGUACAGAAAUGCUUCAAGGGAGUUAGUUGGCUUGAUGUUCAUUGUGAAAGGGAUGCACACCAUGAACAUGACUUGACGGAUCUAAGUUCUGAGAUAAUGUGUGUGUGUGGAAUUUAUGGAGACUUUAGGGAACAUGUUCCCUUUCUUUGUCCUCUUGAGCCAAACCUUAACACUGUGGCUUGGCUUUGUCUCUUUGAGGAAAAGUUACAUGCAACAAUGAAGCAGACAAUUCUGAAAUGUAUAGAUGUCCAGCAGUGUUUAGGGCUAGAAGAACAUGAAGACUCCCCAGCCUUGACUGAGAAAAAUAAGAGGAACAGUUCAGAAGGCAUUUAUGAAUCUUGUUCACUUCUGCAGCUGAUAUCUCUGUAUCCCCUGCAGUGCCUUUUGGUGGCUAAAGAGGUUUUGUGGUGUACUAUGGUCCAGAAAUCAUUUCAAAGUCAAACUGCUGCCAUGUUGGCGGCAAUCAAGUCUCGAAAUACAGCAAAACUGCACUAUUUGUGUCAACAAUUAAAAGUCCACUCUGCAAAUUCAAAUGAAGAAUCUUUAGCAUCCAAGCAUGUCAUAAAAGCUUUGCGUGCUUUUGUCAUGCUCACCAGGAAACAUUUCCAGCAAACUGAUGGGCUGGUUAAAGUGAAAGCAGAUUUGGAUUCUUCUUUUGAAUGGCACAAGCUUAUGAAAUAUUACCUUAGCCCAAGUGCUUAUGUAGCUCAAUGUGAGGAAGGUUCGGCCUGUAUAAACCAGUCUGUCUAUGUUGACAUUUUGUGCACACAAUUUCCAUAUGGUUAUGAAUACAUAGGACCUGAGAACUGGAUGAUGGUAACAACUCCUUCAACUGAAAAAGCUUAUAUGGGCAUAAUCCUUGCUCUGUCAAGCUAUAAGUGUGCUUUCAUCAGUGGACCCCACAUGUCAGGCAAGAAACACAUUGCAGUGCAGUUGGGAUAUGCAUUGGGACGACAAGUGGUCAGCAUGAAGUGUUACCCAACUAUGGGUUCCUCGAUUGUUUCCCAAAUGCUUCUAGGUGCUCUUCAAACAGGAGCUUGGCUUGUGCUUGAUUCUGUUGAUUCAAUGAAACAAGGGACAUUGUCUGAGUUGGGACAACAUUUGGCAGAUAUAAAUCAACAUUUAUCUGAAGUUCAACUUGCACAACAGGAAGGAUAUGUGCCACAAUGUGAUGUUUUAUCAAAUCUGGCAUCCUCAUCAUUGAUCAGAAAUCAGAGCAAUACAAUGAAUGAGGCUGAAUGUCACAUUGCUGGUAAAAACAUUUUGGCCAAGCUGAGUUAUGGAUGCAUCACAAUUGCAUCAAAUGGGUGCUCAACUGAGAUACCAGAAAAUCUGAGAGUUGCAAUCAGGCCUGUGUCAUUGAUAGAACCACAUUACAAAAUGAUUGCAGAAGUGAUUUUGAUUUCUUUAGGAUUCUCAAAAGCAGAUAACAUAAGCCACCGUCUAGUCUCUCUCUUCAGUCUAGCUAAGGAUUCACAAUGCCUUCCCGACUUUCUGAGUGGUCAUCAGACCUCUUGGCUUGGCCUUCUCAAAAAUGUGCUUGCUGCAUCUGCAACACAUCUGCAUCAUGAUUGUCAACUGAGAGAAACUUAUAAGAACAUCAUCUGUAGACAAAACAGGACCGGUUCUGCUGGUACAACACUAGUUCCACUUGAAACAAUGCCAGAGAAAGUCGAUAACUAUUCAUUAAACUUUAAGUCCAUGUCUAAUGCAACUGUUAAUGAAGAGUUAGAGGAACAUGCAUCAAUUAGAGGAGUUCUUUCUGUAAUGCAAUACACUUUCUCUGAUCCAAAGAGACUGUUACAGUUCAAUACAAUAUUUGAGGAAAUAUUUCCAAAAGCAAAGUGCUUUACAGGUCUACAAAAGUUGAGAACAGAUGAGAAAGAGCAAAGCAUCCUUGGAAAUGCAGUGAAAGAUGAGUUCCAGCAAAGAGGAUUUUAUACAGAUGCACAAAUGCUUCACAAUGUUUUGAUCUUGUAUCAAGCUUUGAAGCUCUCCAAUGUUGUACUGCUUGUUGGACCAGCAGGUAGUGGUAAAACAACUUUGUAUCAAGUUCUUGCAAAUGCACUUCAAAAACUUUCAAGGGCUGUGGAGGUUGAAUCUCAUGAUCCUGAAGAUUUCACUGACAUCAAACAUCAUUCCUCUAUGCCAUGUUGGACCUCAGUUAGCACAGAAGUCUUAUUCCCACAUACCUUGUCCCACAAAGAGUUUUUCGGCGGUUUCUGUGAGGAAAACAACACCUGGUUUGAUGGAGCUUUCUGUAAAGCAUUAAGACACUUAGAACAGCCAUUGGUCAUUCCUCCUUUCAAAAGCAAAAAGAAGAAAGUCCAAAAUCAAAGCAUUAAAUGGAUUGUGCUGGAUGGUGAUCCACUGGGCAAGUUUGCUUGGUUAGACUCUUUAAGUACUCUUUGUAAUCUUGACAAUCCCUAUCUUCGACUUUCAUCAGGAGAGAAAAUUGAACCAUCAAGUGGGAAGCUGAAAAUACUUUCUGAGAUCACCGACAUUGGUGAUUCAAAUCCGUCUGUAUUGACACAGUGCAAACUAGUAUACGUUUCUGGAGAGAAUCUGUGGAAGACAGUGUGGGAGAGUGAGAUGGAUGUGCUCUCUAUCAAACAUAAUGUGGACCAGGUAACCCUGAAGAUGUGGAGACACCUGGCUAAAAACCUUUUUACAGACACUGUCAUGUUUCUCAAAAACAAGAGACAUUCUUUAGUAAUGGCCAGGGUUGAAAAUGAAGGAAAUCCGUCAUCUUGGAUUGCAGAUGGUUUGCAGGAAGUGAUGUCAUUUUUUAGAAUUCUUAAUGCCCUUUUGGAACAUUUUGGAAAGGGAGGAGGCUUAGGUUGUCCUUCAAGGGAAACUGAAACAACAGAUAAUGCAGUCAUCAAACCACACUGCUCUGAUGCCAUGACUCCUAUUCAAUGGGGUUUGCCCGCAAGAAACCUUUUUUGUGUGGCUUACAUUUGGGGAUUUGGAGGGCAUUUACACCCUAGACACUGGCCGCAAUUUGAUCUUUUUGCACGAGAGGUCCUAUACAAGAGCCACUGCAAAGUUGACACUCCACCUGAUGGCACAGUAUUUGAUCAUUUCUUUGAAUUCAAUGAAGAAAUGGGUGACACAACCAAUUUUAUUAACUUUUGUAGGAAUUACUUUUUUGGUCUUGUUCUCCUGACAUAGUAUGAAAAACAUGCUUAUCUUCUGGACAUGCUGUUGGAUGCUCAUCAACCAGCACUUCUUGUGGGAGAAUCUGGCUCUGGUAAAACAAUGCUGUGCAAGUCUUUAAUAUCACAGGCAAGACCACAUUUGCAUUUACCAGGUGGUCCAGGUCUUCGGUCUUCUGACUUUCACAAGGCUUUUGAGAAAGUGAGAUACCGCGAGACUCAACUGAGCAACAUGGGAUUCUUAAAGCGGUCAAACUUUCUUAUGUUCAUCGAUGACCUUCAUGAAGCAGAAUUUGAUGCAAAAACAUCAAUGACUCUCGAGAUGUUGCGUCAGAGUAUUUCAAGGGGUGAAGUGUUGAGUACUGACGGCACCCACUUUAAGUUGUUCCAAUCAAAAGCCGUUGAUUAUCUAGGCACUUGCAGUGCUCCUCAUGUAAGCAACAACAUUGACAUUUCCCCACGACUUCUUCGACUGUUCACCAGCUUGGCUCUCCCCAGCAUGACUUUGGAAGUCUUGUUUUCUAUGCAUUCCUCGAAAUUGCAAUCAUGGCUGAAAGCAACACAACUCAUGCUAAGUAUUGCAGACAUGGCAAAUAGCAUCAUUACUUCAACUCUUGACGUGUACCUUGCUGUGCGUGAACAUUUUGCUACUUCUAUGCACUGUCUAAGCACUAUGUAUUCUUUGCAUGAUAUUUACAAAGUAUUUCAAGGGAUGUGCCUCUGGAGGCCAAGGCUUGAUGCCCCAAAGCAUCUUCAAAGUAGUCAGGGUGUUAAAAAAUUCUCUUCAACUGAGAAAACUAUAUUUCUUCCAGCUGUUUUUGGUCCUGUAGCACAUGAACUCAAUAUUACUCGCCUGUGGAUGCAUGAAUGUUUACGUACCUUCGGUGAUCGCCUAACUUCAAGUGAGGCAUGCCAAGAACUUAUUUCAGUUGUAGCCAAGGUUUCUGAGAAGAAUUAUGGAACUAGGAUGUGUAUUGAAUAUCAGACAUCCCUGGUAGAUAUUUCCAACCCUGUGGAUAGAUCAUCUGCUAUAAGCACAUGUAAUCUGAACAAACAAGUUAUUUUAACCAAUAUCCAGCUACGAGAGAAUGAUGUUCCCUUGCUUGGAAUGGGAGAAAUCCACUCAAAACAGACAGAGCAGGUUUUAGAGAGGAGCUCUAGCUUAUGUAGUCAAGAAGAUGACGAGGAGGCAUUGUUACACAGAGAGAACAAAUUAAAAGAAAAUGAAAGUGUUAAAAGUGAACCAGCAACAUUAGAGGAUAAAUCUGAGUCUCCGAAUGAAUCCUUUGCUUUGUUCACUCAACAUGUCCCUCCAACAACUUAUAAAAAGAUCUCCCCAAAAAUGAUCAUUCAGUUUCUGCAAGAACUUGCUUCAUCCAUCCAGAAUGUUGUCUUCUCUCCAGAAUUUUGUGAGCCACUAAACAACAUACUUUAUGAUUUUAAACGCAACUCUGUGUAUCAAGAAAGAGACCCUGAAGAACUGCUAGAUCAGAUGGUUUGUGCUCUCAAAAGCAAAGAAGACAAGUCUGCUAACAGUAUCCCCAGAUGGGCUGUGAAUCAUCAGAAUGUAUAUCAGCUUGUACAUAUCCUCCGAGCUUUUCUCAUUCCUGGUGGACACGGAGCUCUGUUUGGAGCAACAAGAAAAACAGGCAGAAAGUCCAUGGUACGCCUAGCAGCCACUCUGUUGGGAUACCAACUAAUCGAGCUUCAUCCUGGAAAUGAGGCCACGUUGAAGGAAAUAUUGAAAGACAUUGGGAGUCGAAUCGGGGUGGGUGGUAGACAUUUGGCUGUAUUGGUUCAUGAGGAUACCAGCCAGGCUGUUAAGGAUGAACUUUUGUUAAUGAUGGCGAAUGGAACUGUCCCUGGGCUUUACUCAGAUCAGGACCUAAAGAAAUUGAUUCUGAAGAUGAAAAUGCAGAUGAAGAAAACACACUGCAAGUUGAUGGAUGAUCAGCUGGUUGAAAUGUAUUACAAAACCAUCCAGAGCAAUAUGCAUGUGUUCCAGCUUUAUCCUCUCCUCCUGGACAACAAAGCAAAACAACCUGAAAAUCUUUCAGUUAUGGAGAAGCAUAUCACUAAGGCUUUGAGUCUCUGUUGUUGUGUAGAUGUGUACCAACCUUGGACAUCUAAGGCUUUAGCUGAAAGUGCCUUGUAUCAUUUAAAAGACAGUCAUCAUGUACCUGAGACAAACAAUACAGUUGCCAAGGAUAACUUAGUGGCUAGUAUGUCUCAGGUAAUGGCAGAAAUACAUCUGUCAGCUACAAAAUAUGCCGUCACACAGCUUAAUUUCCAACCGUUUAGUCCUCGAUCAUUCAAAGAGCUGAUGGUUCAGUUUGUCUGUCUCCAACGGCACCUUUCUGAGCAAAACAGCAUUCGGGAUAACCGGUUGGUAAAGGUUUUAGCAAGUGUUAAGAGCAUGACCGACACAACAAUAAGGCACUCUGAGGAAGUUCUGAGUUUAAGAGCCAGAUGUAAAGAAAAACAAAAGUGUCUGGAGCAGCUGCAAGUCUCUUUGGACACUGCCAACAAAAUUUGGGAUCAAACCCGUCUGCAAAAUUUACUGGAAGAGAAGCGACUUUCCGAGCUAGAGAAUCAGUCACAUCAAGUUCAGCAGCAAGUUCAAGAUGCUUUUAAACAGGCAAGCCCGCUGUUCCAGGCAGCAGUGGAGGCACUGCAGGCUUUGAGCCAGUCUGACUUGGAUGAGGUACGUCAUUACAGGAUACCCCCUGAUGGAGUUGUCGCGGUCAUAGAUGUCAUAUGCAUGCUAUUCAACCAUCCAUGUGGCUGGGAAAAUAGCAAACAGCUUUUAAUGCAGCCUAAUUUCUUGGAGAAACUGGAAUUUUUUGACUGCUCUACAUUAAGUGAUGAGACGAUUAAAACAUUGGGGCAAAUCGUGCAGGCACCAAGCUUUCACCCGAGCUUUGUGCGAGAUGCAAGUCGGGCUUGUGAGUCCUUGUGUCGCUGGCUGGGAGCUAUAUACCAGUAUGCUUGUGUACAGCAACGCAUGGCCCCAAUGAAGGCUCAAAAGCAUCAUUUAGAUGAACUUAUGACUGAAACUCGAGCGAGAUUGAGCGUUGCCAGGAUGCAAGAAGUGUCAGCAGGUGAAAAUCUAGAAGAAUUGGAGAAACAGCAAGAGGUUAACAGACAAGACAUGGAGUUGCUGAAGCUUGAGCUUAGCACAGAAGAAGAAGAUGAGAGGAAGUCAUCUGCUGCUCUAAGGCCGGUGGAACGUUACAUUGAAGAUUGGUAUUUAGCAGAAAAGGAAGCAAAAGUGUACCGUCAUAACACUCCAGGUGAUGCCCUGAUUUUGGCAGCUACUAUGACAUACUUGGGUCCAUUUAGGCCUGAUGUUCGACAGGAACUGCUGGAGAAGUGGCACAAACUUUGUUUCACUGGUGUCACAGACAUGAACCCAGAGGGUUCAGAUACACUUUUACACUCAGACGCUAUGCCCAUUCCUGUGAGUAAGACAUUUCAAAUGGCCUUGAAUCGGGUGCUUGGGUUAGAUCUGUGCCUCAUUCGUGGAGAUUGUGCUGAUUUAGUCCGAAGUGUCGUACUGUGGGGACACAGAGCUGAUUGGGUUCAGCGCUGGCCUUUAUUGGCCGAUGUACAUCAACAUGAGGAACUUAACUCUCAGACGUUGUUUCGUGCAGGAGGUAGUGAAAAAAGCUAUGAGGAUACAUUUGGAAUUAUAGUUUCUGCUGAUGAUCCAGAGUUACUUGAUAAACUUAAUCACGGAGCAGACGAAGGUCUGAGAGUAUUGGUGACACAUAUUGAGCGAGCAGCGGCAAACAUAAAAAUUCUUCAGCCGUUUGUUCAAACAACAGCUUCUGUUUUUUCCGGUCAGAGCCACUCAGUCAAAGCCAUUCAUCCUGACUUUCGUCUCUUUAUGAGCACUUGCCUGACAGUUCCAGCUGUAAUAAAUGAAAUUGACCCUUCAUUCCUAGAUGAGGUGCAAAUAAUCAGUCUUUAUUUGAGCACAACUGAAGUGCAAGAUCUUAUUCUGGCAGAACUGAUGAAGUCAGAGUGGUGUAAACUGUGGACCCUGCACUGCCAAUUGCAAACCGAAAAACAGACACUUCAAGACGAGCUUUCUCAGAACAAGGUUUCCUUGAUGGAGUAUGUCAUGCAUACCUCCACACCACUGCUCCAAGAUCCUGAAUUCCUCCCCCUCGUGUACACAUGUCAGAGUAUCUCUCAUGACCUUGAAGCAAGAAUCAAAGAGCUCUCCCAGGAGAUAGAUCGCCACAAAUCCCUAAUGGCAGAAUUUUAUCGAGUAGCUAAGCUUGGCACAGACCUUUACAAUGCUCUGCAGGAUGUGGCCCAACUUUCAACCAGUUAUCUUUUCACCCUACGCCACUUCCUUCAAACUUUGCGUUCAUCUUUAUCAAAGAGGAGCUCAGACGUGAGCGUUCAUGAACGAAUGGAGAGAACAGUCAGAGUUGAGAUUACCAACAGGAUUGUGUCAAAUUUUUUUUCUCAGUAUAAACCCUGCAUGUUUCAGAGUCACGCAGCAUUACUCAGAUUAUUGGUAUCCGUUGCGCUUAUCGUGCACAAUGAGGGCUGCUCCGAGAUUGAGCGAGUUGCUUUUCUCCGAGAAUUAAGCCAUUGGAAAUCUUCUGAAUGCAUUUUAUCACUAUCCACACAGUCUGUCCCCGAGCUGCCGAGUUGGAUCCCAGCACACGCCAAGGCUGAUAUUUAUCUUUUAGAGACGAUUGCACCCUUCAAGGGUCUUGUAUCAUCCCUGAGCAGUUCAUCCAAGCUCUGGCAGGAGUAUUUCCGCUUUCCUUCCUCCACUGUGAUUGGACCUGUCCCUUGUCCAUCUCACUCACAUUUAUCCACCAUGCAGCGUGCCAUUCUCUGGAAGACGCUGUGCCCUCAUUGGUUAAUGGCUGUGGGAGAAGAUCUUACAGCCUGUGCACAAGGUUAUUUGGCAAAUCCACUUGUUGCUGGAGGCCCUCCAAUUGGCUAUCCAGAAGAGCUGUCCCAGCUUCUGUCCAAAAAUAUAGGACCUGUGGUUGUACGACUGCCCAACAAAAGCCAAGACGCAUAUAUGAGCAUCCAUCCUAUCCACUUGAUUCAACAAGCUGCCAAGUACCAAGCAGACAAGAAAGGGGUAAAGGUGACUGUCAUUUCUUUUGGCACUGUUUGCCAUCGAAAUGCUGUCCUCUCAGCGUUGGACAGUGCUGUCCAGAAUGGACACUGGCUUGUCCUGAACAACUGUCAUCUACUUGACUGUUGGGAUGUCAGAGUUGUUGAUAAGUUAACACAAUUAGUCUCCUGCAAAGGACAUAUGAGAGAUCUGGAGUUAGAUGGUGCUUUAUUAAAAAGUGAAGGAACACUUGUGCAUCCUCAUUUCAGACUGUGGCUCAUAACCAAAGGUGACAAGCCAAACUCAAUCCCAGCUGCUGUCAGGAUCUGUGCCUUGCACUUGGUGUGCGAUUCCUCCUGGGACCUGAAGGAUGAAUUGUGGUCCUCAGUGAAACAGACGCUGCUUGCAUUAAACUCUUUCUCAUCUUCUGCACAUACUAAAACCAUUGUGAGAUCUCAUCUGCAAUGUGCUGUCCUGCAUGCUGUCCUGCUGCAGAGACAAGCAUUCAAACACCUGGCCCAAGGGCAACUUUACCUCUGGACUCAUGAAGAUCUGCUUGCUCUGAUUGAUGCACAUGACCGUAUAACCAAACGCUGUAGUGACCCAUCUGGAGCAUUAGAGUACAUAGCAGGUCAUCUAGUCUAUGGCGCCCAUGUGUCAGACCAUGCUGAUCUAGCCGCUGUGCAGUCUGUUGUUGCUGUAUGUCUCAGACAGCCAUUUGCAUCGUGGGGCCGUGGCCCACACAAUCUUUUAGAUGUCUUUAACUUUAAAGGAAGUUUUGAUGCUGAAUCCCUAUUGAAAGACUUGAGUCAUCGUAUUCAAUGCAUCACAGACAGCACUGACCCAAUAAUCCUAGGCUUUAGUCCAAGUAUGGCAGGUGAACUGAUAAAACUAAGAAGUCAAACCCUCAACAUUCAACUGAAUCAAUCACAGAGCAUCUAUGGAGAUAUCAGAGGAGACAUCAGUCUUAAAAUGCAACCACAAGAACUUACCGAAUACAAGCAGGGUUUGGAAAGGUUACGAAUAUUGCAAGACAAGUUGAAAAAGAGGAAAACGUACACUGGAGUGGAAAUUGGAUCUUCAUAUCUUAGUCCUCUGUAUCAUUUCCUUCUGGCAGAAUUGGAGCGUCUGGACAAACUGGUGUCGCUCAUGCUUUUGGAUAAAUAUAACAUAAAAAGCUCCACUCUUGCAUAUCUGACAUCAGCAGCUCUCUCACGUCUAGAGACUCAAGCAGACCUGCUGGGGUUAUACCUGUGGGAGGAGUCAAGCAGCAUUUUGCCUCAUGCUUAUCAAUUGUCAGCCUUUCUUUAUCCCAAAGGCUUUCUGGUAGCCCUCAUCAGAGAUGUAGCUCACACCCUAAAGAAAGAUAUCAGCGUUUUCUCUUUGCAUUUCCAGGUGCUUAAAGAUACAGCAUCACCAUCCGCUCCAACCCAAAAUGGUGCAUGUCUGUUUGGACUGGAACUGCAGGGGGCGCUGUGGGAACCAGGGACUGGAUGUCUUAAAGAAGCUCUCUCACCCAAGCCUUCCUAUUUCCCACCGCUCUGGGUUAGUGUUCGAGAAAAGAAGGAUGACUUUUCCCAAGACAACUCCUCCCUGCCUCUCUAUUAUUGUCCCCUGUAUGUAGACAGACAAACUGCUGAUGGAGAUCAGUGUCUUUCUGCUGACAACAUUGUUGCUUAUGUUUCACUUGCGACAAGGUUAGAUCCUGUGCUCUGCACUAUGAGACGGGUUAGGUUAACUAGUACUCUCUUACAACUAUCCGUGUGAAAAAUAGGUGACAAUAUAUACUGCAUAUAGAAAAAUCUAUAAAUAUUAGAAACUCACUUUAGCAUAUUAUAGCAAAAUGUUCAUUUAGAGAAAACUUACUGUUAUUAUCUAUCAUUUUCUUAAAGGGACAUUCCACUUUUUUGGCUCAUUUUUCCA
Molecule: messenger RNA, 13713 nt
Organism: Paramisgurnus dabryanus
Lineage: Eukaryota; Metazoa; Chordata; Actinopteri; Cypriniformes; Cobitidae
Source: RefSeq, a predicted model, not a curated record